Messenger RNA from Clarias gariepinus (North African catfish), 2863 nucleotides. Its product is annotated as Fc receptor-like protein 2. The record is from RefSeq and is a predicted model, not a curated record. Gene Ontology annotation, biological process: cell surface receptor signaling pathway. The transcript has 14 exons. Lineage: Eukaryota; Metazoa; Chordata; Actinopteri; Siluriformes; Clariidae. Gene Ontology annotation, molecular function: transmembrane signaling receptor activity. The coding region runs from base 148 to 2085 and encodes 645 amino acids.
ACAGUCUAAGCAUUAAAGAAGUUAAAAUAUUCAACACACCCAUCCUCUGUUUCUUUCAUACAGUAGUGUGAUCUGACUUCAAGAAAACGCAAAAAUUAUUAAGACUUUAACUCACAUAACUAGUUAGUCAGUCAUUAUAGAGACAGGAUGGAGCUCAGUCCUCUCCCUGUGAUGCUCUUGUUGGUUUUACUUGUGCAAGCGUCCCAUGCUCAAGGGAGGCCUAAAGCUGUGGUGUCCAUAAAGCCUGAUACACACGUGUUCAUUGGAGAGAGUGUUACUCUCAGAUGUAAAAUACAGGGAGGAGGAGACACUUACUGGUCAUACAGCUGGUAUAAGGAUAGUAACAUACCCUAUAAAUAUGAAAAAUCAUUUACAAUCUGGUCUGCUGGAAAUUCUGACAGUGGUGACUACAUCUGCGGAGAGUACUAUAAUCAGGUAGAGAUCAGUGCUGCUGUUAGACUGACUGUAUCAGAAAAACCCCAACCGACUCUGAGCGUGAAUCCUCAGAACCCAGUCUACACUGGAGACACCGUCACUCUGACCUGUGAGCUGAACCAGGGCACUGGAUGGGGGUUUCACUGGAACAGAAAGAAUCAGCAGAAUUUGGGCACUGAACAGGAACACACCAACACACUCAAGCUAACAGCCAAUAAUGCAGGAGAGACAGUGUAUCAGUGUUUUGCACGCAGGCAUAACCCCUGGGCAAACAGAUACAGAUACUACGACACAGAGUACAGUAAUGAAGUCACGAUUACUGCAAGAGAGAGACCAAAGGCAGUACUGAGUGUAUCUCCACAGAGCUGGCUGACUGAAGGAGACUCAGUGACUCUAAACUGUGAGGUUACAGACUCCUCUACAGACUGGACAUUCAGCUGGUACAGAGAGGCUCACCACAGAGACGGCUUAAUUCAAAUACAUAGUAAUCAUAACUCUAUCAUGUAUGUGGAGCUCCUCUCAGACAGCAGCAGAGGAUCUGGAGGCUCCUACACUCUCAGUCCUGCUGCUCUUAAACACACAGGAGUUUAUGUGUGUAGAGGAGAGAGAGGAGAACCAGCCUUACACACACAGUACAGCAAUCUACAGCCACUAUGGAUCACUGGUGAAUCUCCUCCAGUCUCUCUGAUCAUCAAUCCCAACAGAACUCAACACUUUACUGGUCACUCUCUCUCACUGAGCUGUGAGGACCAGAGACACUCUACUGGAUGGACAGUGAGACGAUACACACACAGUGGAGUAGUUACAGGUUGUCCUGGAUCAGUUACAGGAUCUACAUGUAAAAUCAGCUCCCUCCUCCGGUCCCACACUGGAGCUUACUGGUGUGAGUCUGAAUCUGGUAAAAACAGUAAUCCUGUCAAUAUCACAGUGUAUGAUCGUUAUGUGAUUCUGGAGAGUUCUGUCCAUCCUGUGACUGAGGGACAUCCUCUGACUCUACGCUGUUUAGAUCGCAAGUCCUCAAUCCUCCGAGCUGAUUUCUAUAAAGAUGGAACAGUUCUCCAGACACAGACUACAGGAGAGAUGAUCAUCCAUAAUGUCUCAAAGUCAGAUGAAGGUUUCUACAACUGUAAACACACAGAGAGAGAAGGAUCACUGAAAAGCUGGGUCUCAGUCAGACGAAUCCCUUCUAAAUCUACAGAUGGUGCAGUAGGAUUAUCAGUAGGACUGAGUUUGUUCUUCCUCAUUCUCAUUGUUUUACUGAUCUUAAUGAUUCUCCUCUGGUACUACAAAAUGAAGAAAGAAAAGCAGCAGAAACUCAAUCAGACAUCAGAGCAGAAUCAGAACCGGUCAGGAGCUGAAGACUCUCAGUCAGGACACACACCACCUCAGGCUGGAACUGAAAACGUUUAUGCCUCUGUAGAUCAGGCGGAUAUGAGUGGAACAGGUGAAGCUGCAGCUGAGAGCAAUGAAGCCAUUUACUCACUGGUCACAAAUAAACAGAUAAACAGAAACAACGGUGCUGAUGCUCACAACAUCUGUGAUGUGAUGUAUGCUGAUCUCGAACUAAAACCAGUGAAAAAGAAAAAGAGAGUAGAAGAGAAUGUCAGUGUGGGUGAUGAGACUGUAUACUCAGAGCUGCAGCAGAAGUGACCUAUAUAUCUUCACACUGAAUAAGCUACAGUUAUCAAACAGAUGCAUGAAAAACAGAAUUGUUUCAUCUUCCUGGUCAUCUUGCUUUUCCUGAAACUCCCAGCAGUGAAACAGUGCUAUGUUCUAAGUUCAGAUGAUGCUGGAUCCACCAACUGGAUAUCCCAGAAGUGUGACUCACAUAUUAGGCUUUAUUGAUUAUAGUUUUUGACUUCUUUACUAUGGCUCAUCACCUGGAAACACAGAAGUUAAACAGAUAUUGUCAGGAUUUUUUUUUACUCACCUUUGAUUUCACAGUUUAUCAUGUGGAUGUUUGAAAUGUGUCUGAUCUUUCUUUUGGGUCAUGGAAGGGGGCCUACGUAUGGCUGGGGUCAUAUUGUCCUAAGUAUUGGGAAAACAGAUGUUUGAUUGAUUGAAUAUUGCAGCUUUGAAAAAUAAAUCUUCAAAAAUUUAAAUCUUGAACAGGAGUUGAGAACAUCUAGACUGGAUUACUGCAUAUAUAACUGGCUGUAAUGUUGUUUCUUUAAGAGAACAGAAAUGUUUGUGUUGUAUAGAUCCCAAAUGCUAGAAAAGUGUUUCAGAGAACAUUUUUAAACACUUAUUAUUAUUAUUAUUAUUAUUAUUAUUAUUAUUAUUAAACAAAUUUGACUAUUUAUAAUCCAUAUUUGUAUUAUCGAAUAUACUUAACAUGUAGCAGCAUAUAUUUAUAGAUAAUUCAUGACAGCUUUAGAAAACAAUUUUAUUUUUAUUUUAUUUUAUAGUUUUUUUUAUGUAUUAAAAU